Cryptomeria japonica (Japanese cedar) is the source of this 786-nucleotide messenger RNA. RefSeq lists its product as uncharacterized. The record is from RefSeq and is a predicted model, not a curated record. The coding region runs from base 330 to 620 and encodes 96 amino acids. Lineage: Eukaryota; Viridiplantae; Streptophyta; Pinopsida; Cupressales; Cupressaceae. The transcript has 2 exons.
UGGAGUCACGGCGUUGUAGGCGUCUAAACGGAAAAAACUAAAAACUUGUGAGACCUCAGAUGAUUCCUCUAUAGAGAGGAAAAACGGCAAUCCAAUCAUACAGAAAGGGCCGAAAAGCACAUCGAAAGUAGCUCACGCUAAAUUUGAAGGUGUUAAAUUAGAAACCAUAAUCCACAUACCCAAAGAAGAUCAAACAAGGAGGAGGAAAGAAAAAUAACAGUGGACAGCUGAACAACCUCUGGUUUGGAUCUGUUGGCAAAUUUUGUUACUGAUUCGUGGUGUUCACUUCUAGGAGCUCAAGAAUUCCACGCUCUUAUUGGAUUGCCAUCAUGAAUUUUGAUCGCAAACCGUGUGGAAGAAUCCUUUUCUUUCUGUUUGUCUCGACAUAUUUGGCUCCAGGUUUGGCUGGUGAUGGAGAUACUAAUGGCCCUCCCAAAAGCAACUCAGUGCGGAAUGUUACUCUCAUAUUUCUUGCAACUUUGGUGGUUUUAGGUGUAGCUAUAAUCCUAUACAAAAAGUGGCAAAAGAAAAAGAGAGAGGAGCAGCAUGCACGCCUACUGAAACUGUUCGAAGAAGAUGAUGAUCUCGAGGCUGAAAUGGGCCUCAGAGAUGAGUUUUAAUUAUGUUAUAAUUUGUGGCAUAAGAAUUGCAAAUGCUUCUCAUCUGUGAGAUUAUGUAUAAUUAGUUCUGUAGCAUGGGUGUUUUGAAACCAGUCUUUAUUCAUUUCUACUGGCAGUUGAUCAUUGGUGAUUUAUCAAAGCUUUAAUAAUUAUGAAUUUCACAACA